AUGGAUUUCGAACAGAACGAAGACAUAAACGGGGUGCGGUUCUCGUGGAAUGUUUUCCCGGCGUCCCGGACGGACGCGAACAAGAACGUGGUGCCGGUGGGAUGCCUGUACACGCCGCUGAAGGAGAUUGAGGAGCUGGCGGUGGUCUCGUACAACCCGGUGGUGUGUGGUGGGCCACACUGUAAGGCGGUGCUGAACCCGUACUGCGAGAUCGACGUGCGGUCGAACGUGUGGGCGUGCCCUCUGUGCGGGACGCGGAACCAUCUUCCGCAGCACUAUGCGAACAUGUCUCAGGAGGCGAUGCCCGCGGAACUGAACUCCACGACGGUUGAGUACAUCACAAAUCGGCCGGUGCAGGUGGCGCCGAUCUUCUUCUACGUCGUGGACGUAACCGCGGAGGAGGAGAACCUCCAGGCGCUGAAGGAUUCGAUCAUCACCUCUCUGUCGUUGCUGCCCCCCAACGCGCUUGUUGGGCUGAUCACUUACGGUAAUGUAGUUCAGCUGCACGAUCUUUCAUGCACAGCAAUAGACAAGUGCAACGUGUUCCGCGGCGACAGGGAGUACCAGCUACAGCAGCUAGUUGAGAUGCUGACGGGAGAGAAAAGCGGUGGUAACCUGUCGGCCGGGCCACAAAUGAAGAUCACGCCAUUUUCGCUGAACAGGUUCUUCCUUCCCCUCGAGCAUGUCGAGUUCAAGCUCACUCAAUUGCUGGAGAACCUGCGGCCCGACCAGUGGACAAUCCCACCGGGACAUAGGCCUCUACGGGCUACGGGGUCUGCGCUGAAUAUUGCAACUCUUCUAUUGCAGGGGUGCUACAGGCACGUGGCCGCCAGGAUCUGCUUGUUUGCAUCAGGUCCAGGUACUGUGGCGCCGGGUAUGAUUGUUUCUUCUGAGCUAAAGGACCCCCUAAGGUCGCAUCACGAUAUUGAUUCGGACAAUGCCAAGCACCACAAGAAGGCAUGCAAAUUCUACAACCAGCUGGCGGAGAGAGCGGCGGAGAACGGACACACAAUCGAUAUCUUUGCUGGAUGCUACGACCAGGUUGGUAUGUCUGAGAUGAAGAAGUUGACCGACUCCACUGGUGGUGUUUUGUUGUUGACUGACGCAUUCUCGACGGCCAUCUUCAAGCAAUCUUUCAUCAGACUGUUUUCUAAAGAUGAGGAGGGCUACCUAACCAUGGCGUUCAAUGCUUCCAUGUGCAUUAAAACCAGUGCAGAUCUAAAGCUGCAGGGACUGAUUGGCCAUGCUUCGCCGGUUAACGUUGAUGCACAGAACGUGAGCGAUUCAGAAAUCGGUAUUGGGGGCACUUCUACAUGGAAAAUGGCGUCCUUGAGCCCUCACCACUCUUACGCUAUCUUUUUCGAGAUUGCAAAUACCGCUGCAACUGCCAGCCUCAUGGGGGACAGACCAAAAUUGGCAUACACCCAAUUCAUUACUGCAUACCAGCAUGCAUCUGGUACCAACCGUGUCAGAGUGACUACAGUUGCUAACCAGAUGUUGCCAUUCGGUAACCCGGCAAUCGCUGCUUCCUUUGACCAGGAGGCCGCUGCUGUACUAAUGGCGCGUGUUGCAGUCGAUAAGGCAGAUUCCGAUGAUGGCGCUGACGUCAUCCGGUGGAUCGAUAGAACUUUGAUCAAGCUUUGCCAGAAGUACGCCGACUACAACAAGGGCGACCCCCGCUCCUUCCGCUUGGCACCAAACUUUUCCCUAUACCCUCAAUUCAUCUACUACCUACGCAGAUCACAGUUUCUAAGCGUGUUCAACAACUCGCCUGAUGAAACUGCGUUCUACAGGCACAUUUUCACGCGUGAGGACACUACCAACUCCUUAAUCAUGAUCCAACCUACUCUAACCUCGUUCUCUAUGGAAGAAGAGCCGCAACCAGUCCUUCUGGAUUCUGUUUCGGUCAAGCCGAACACCAUUUUGCUGCUGGACACCUUCUUCUAUAUCUUAAUCUACCAUGGCGAGCAGAUUGCUCAGUGGAGAAAGGCUGGCUACCAAGACGACCCGCAGUAUGCGGAUUUCAAGUCUCUGUUAGAGGAGCCCAAGCUCGAGGCUGCAGAAUUGCUGGUAGACAGGUUUCCGCUGCCACGUUUCAUCGAUACCGAGGCAGGCGGUUCGCAAGCCCGUUUCUUGCUGUCCAAAUUGAACCCCUCUGAUAGUUAUCAAAACCAGUCCGCUGCAGGCUCCACCAUUGUGUUGACCGAUGAUGUUUCCCUACAAAACUUCAUGAUCCAUCUACAGGAUGUCUGUGUCAACGGCCAAAACUAA
Molecule: messenger RNA, 2271 nt
Organism: Eremothecium gossypii ATCC 10895
Lineage: Eukaryota; Fungi; Ascomycota; Saccharomycetes; Saccharomycetales; Saccharomycetaceae
Gene: SEC23
Product: GTPase-activating protein SEC23
Exons: 1
Coding region: 1-2271 (756 amino acids)
Biological process (GO): endoplasmic reticulum to Golgi vesicle-mediated transport; COPII-coated vesicle cargo loading; COPII-coated vesicle budding
Cellular component (GO): endoplasmic reticulum exit site; COPII vesicle coat
Molecular function (GO): zinc ion binding; GTPase activator activity
Source: RefSeq, marked provisional